AAUAUGAAAUACAGUGUGAAUUUCUGCCAAGAUUUGUGGCACUGUCUAGCUGUCUUUUUGCCGGCGCAAUUCUUUUGAUAGCGCCCUCCGUACGGAGUAACUACUCCGUUCUCCGUACCGUACCCCGAGAUUGGCUCUCGGCCUAGUCCAGUCGUCCUGCAAGCAAGCCUACCUAUGCUUCAUGAUUUCACAUUGUCAUGAGCAGUGCUGUUAUUCCAGCAUCAACUCCUCCCCAGAACUGAUCUUGAGGCGCUGAUCUUGCUUACGAGUACGAAGUGCUUAUUUUCGAACCUUGCUGGUUUCUGUUGACUACCAGGGGCUAUGGACCAACUCACUCAUCAUUUGCUUGACAGAGAAGUCAAGAAGUUUAUCAAUUCAAUUGAUCCAGCUCUGGUCUGCAAAUUGGCUACAUUUUUGCAUCCCGAGAAGAAACUUUGCCGGGUUUUCUCAGAACCAAAGAAGGGGAGCUACAAUAUCUGCUUUCCUAUCCUCUUUACGAACACAACCACAACCAAUCCAACACCAGAUGACGAGUUGACCGAGCCUGCCGAGCCUGUUGAACGAUGGAUGGUCCGAAUUCCCCUGCUACCGCGUCUUGCAUUUCCCGAGGAGAAAAUGCGAGGUGAGAUUGCAACAAUGAAGUAUAUUGCUGAGAGGACUACCAUCCCUAUCCCUCAUCUCUUCGGAUAUUCCAUCAACCGAGAUAACAUCCUUGGCCUUCCUUUUUUAGCUCUGGAGCACAUUACAGGAAAAACUCUUCACGGAACUGAUGUGCCGCGUCUUUCAGAUGAGUUGCAGUCACAUUUAUUCAAUCAACUUGCAGAAAUCUACCUCCAGCUCUAUCAACAGCAAUUCGACCAUAUUGGUGCUUUCACGCUCGAUAGCAACGAUGAGAAUUGGAUUUUUGAACACAAUCGGCCGCUCACUAUUGAGCUAAAUGAUCAAGAACUCAGUGGCAUGCAGGGUUCUGAGAUUAUGCCCCCCAAGCGGACCUAUUCUUCUACUAUUGAUUAUGUGUUCACUAUCCUGAAAUUGAUUUUCAACGACUUUCACCGCGGGAAAGAUAGUGUUUUCAAUGAAGAGGAUGCACGGAACUAUCUAUAUGGUAUAUUUGCUUCCCAAGGCAUUGUAAUGGAAUGGGUUAAGCACAAGGACAAUCAUGGACCAUUCAUCCUUAUGCAUGGUGAUCUUCGACCUUCAAACAUCUUUGUGGACAAUGAUCUCAACAUUGUUUCAAUCAUUGACUGGGAGUGGAGCCACACCAUUCCUCUGCAAAUGUUCCUCCCACCCUCCUGGAUUACGGGCCAAGAGCUCCCUGCUGCCACUAAAAGGCCCUACACCUUUGCAUUUCAAGUAUAUGUUUCCCGCUUUGAGCAAGCUGUGAUGGAGAGAGAAGACACACAUUAUAACCCGGGGCAAAAGAUAAAAUAUAUUCUUCCCAUAGUCAUGCGCCUGUCAGAGAACUUACUGUCAAGGAAUAUGUUCAUUGCAUAUGCACUCUUGAAGCCUUGCUAUUUUGGGAAUGUGUACUGGAAUCUGUUGGAUGAGGAAUAUUAUGGAAAAGACAAGAAGCAGAGAGUGGAAACAUUCUUUAAUCUUAAUCUGCGGAAACCGCAAGUGGAAGCCUUACAGAAAACAAUGUCCGAGCUUAAGGAUUUCAAGAAAGAAUUAGCACUGGCAGGACUAGAACCGAUCGAACCCGACCCCAUCCCAGUUCCCGAACUAGGAAAACAACCAGAGAACCCGAAAUUCAUGUCCAAGAUUCGUGGCCUCGCAGAUAUCCGUCAAUUAUGCCGACGAUCCGACAUUGCAAGUGUUAUUGGGUCCCUCCCUUCUUGGAUACCUUGGUCACUGGCUGGUAUCAGUCUCUCCGCAUGCUGCAUCAUGGCCAAACUGCGACAUUGAAUUGGAAAGAUUACCUUUUAAUUGUUUUAUUCAAUUCCCCUGCUGCGACAGCAACGUGAUAGCCUGCUGCAAGACAAUGAUCCUUCCUCUGAUCGCGUCCAAUUCCGCUUCAUGCUCCCUCAUUUCCUGCUCAGGAGUCAAAGUUUCCUCGAGAUCACGCAACCCCCGCGACUUUUGGGCGCUGGAAGAAAGUAAUUUUAACUCAGGAACCCGGCCUUGCAGAGAUUUAACAAACUCUUCCAGCUCUAAUGCCUUUUGUCGAAGCUGCUGUUGCUCUGCAAGUUUCGAUUUAAGUUCGUCGUUAAUGUCAUCGGAUAGGGACAUCUUAUUUUGGGAGGCCAUUUUGUUUACGCUUGUGUACAAGGAGCAGAUCAGCAUUAUGCAAGAUAUAGCUCUAGAAUAGAUGCGAAAUCCUUACAUAGGAAUCUCCUUUCUCUCUCCUAAGAUCACUUUAUAUCUCGGUUUUGGAGCUCUUGUGGAAAAUUAUUGAACGAGAGCAGCAUAUCUAUCGCACUUUUAAGGCAGGAGAACUAUUACAUUACCCCUCUUCUUCCAACGCUCCGAUGCCAGCACAUCUAACAAGGACCAAGCGGUGACCGGCCAAUGGAGCAAGAUAGAUAUUCCGGCGUGCAUUGUUGCCUAAUCUGAGGGCCUUGGGCCAAAGAUGUGUGCUUGAUGGCUUCUCAAAUUUCGCUUGGUUGGUUCCCAUCUGCAGGAAUAGCGUGCUUUAUUCUAACCAGAUACACUGGCUAAUGGCGAGGUUUUCGACAAGGGGCUGCCAUUUGACGUGCAAUGACGCUCAGCAGGGGGCAUCCGUGGAAUGGCCGCCUUCUUUGGCCGCUUCGGAAGCAACCAAAGCUAAUUAUUUUAAGGUGAUCAAUGACGACAUGUAGCUCACCACUCAACGAGCCAAAUUUUUACACCAUUAAAUUCCUUCAACGUUCAACUUCAACGCGUAAUAUCAUGGUCAACAACGAAGCGAUUAAGCUCGCGAUUGACGAUCUUGAAUCGCAGAAGAAGCCAAAUUACUCUGUGACCGCGAAGAAAUAGUCAAUUAGCCCAGAAACCUUGCGCCGGCGGCAUAAAGGCCUGUAACUCGAUCGCCAUGAAGCAACCUCCUGGUAUAAGAAAAAGCUCACUGAUAUACAGAAAGAUAAGCUCCUAGAGUAUAUAAACAAGCUCUCUGACCGCGGCUUUGUCUCUACACCCUAGAUUCUGCGAAAUAUUGUGCAAGAGAUGACGUUUGACGAAGUGGGAGUCAACUGGGUGAAUUGCUUUGGCGAGUAGCAUAACAACAAGAUCAAAUGCGUUUACCUCAAGGCCCUUGAUAAGAAUAGACAGGUAGCAGAUAAUUACCAGUGCUUUAAGCACUUCUACGCGCUUGGAAUUUGAUGAUUAUUAUGUUAAUUUGCAAAUGUAGUUGUUGAAUUUGGCUAACUAGUUGAGCGCGUUAUUAUUAUUAUUAUUCUUCAAUUAUAGAUGUAUGCAGUCAGAGACUAUGACAUCUACCUGAAAACUUUUAGUUCUCAGAGUUUUUCUAAUAUCUAUAAAGUCAACUAUUAUACAUUUAUCAAUUUCAGAUAUACAAAAUCAGAACAUUUCAGCUCAG
Messenger RNA from Blastomyces dermatitidis ER-3, 3514 nucleotides. RefSeq lists its product as uncharacterized. Lineage: Eukaryota; Fungi; Ascomycota; Eurotiomycetes; Onygenales; Ajellomycetaceae. The transcript is spliced from 2 exons. Bases 322 to 1905 code for a protein of 527 amino acids. The record is from RefSeq and is a predicted model, not a curated record.